AUGGGGAUGACAGACUUGCCUGAGAUUGACCACGCACGGCGUGCAGACGUAGAAAAGGCUGCUAAUCAUCGCGGACCGGACCCAAACUUGGUCGGGUGGGAGGAAAAUGACCCAGAGAACCCGCAUAACUUCUCGACGCUCUACAAAUGUUGGAUUACUUUCCAGCUCGGCAUGCUGGCCCUGAGCGCCAGUUUAGGCUCGAGUAUCAUCUCCCCCGCGCAGACCAAGCUGGAAGCAUACUUAGGUAUUAGCGCCGAAGUCAGCAUUCUCCCAGUGUCUCUUUACAUUCUUGGUUUCGCUUUUGGGCCACUAUGCUGGGCUCCUAUCUCGGAAAUCUGGGGACGCCGCUGGUCGAUGCUCCCGGCCGUGUUCCUGCUGGGCAUUUUCAGUAUCGGUACCGCAACGAGCAAGAAUACCGCUGCCAUCCUCGUCACCCGAUACUUUGCAGGGGUUUUCGGCUCGGCUCCGGUCAGUAAUGUAUCGGCAGCCCUGGGGGACUUCUUUCAUAUGAAGGCGCGCGCCGUUGCCAGCACAUCCUACGCCAUCUGCGUUGUGGGCGGACCAACUAUGGGGCCAAUCAUUGGCGCUGCCCUGGUCAACAAUCCACGCCUGGGUUGGCGCUGGACCGAGUAUAUUGAGGCGAUCAUCGUCUUUUUUGUCUUCACAGUCACCUUCUUCUGUUUACCGGAGGUGUAUGGCCCCGUCCUGCUACAUAAAAAGGCGAAGCGCCUGCGCAAGGAGACCGGCAACCAAGAGUUAUACCACCCCCACGAGCAUAUGAAAAUCGAUGCGUAUAGUAUUGUCACCAAGCAUUUCUCCCGCCCGCUGGUCAUGCUGGUGACGGAACCAAUGGUGGCGGUUAUUGCGCUAUACGCCUCGUUCACCUAUGCUCUACUUUACCUCACCCUUGAAGUGUUCCCCAUUGUCUUUGCCGAUAUCCGCCAAUGGAAGCCCGUUGUUGCCACCUUACCCUUCAUCGGCCUCUUUGUUGGCGUCCUGCUGUCCGCCGCGUUCAUCAUUCUCGUCGGCCAGCCGUACUACAUCCGCAAAUGGGAAGAAGGCGGCGGGAAACCGGUCCCAGAGGCACGUCUGAUGCCCAUGGCGGUUGGAGGGUUUUUGUUCGCAGGGGGCCUCUUCUGGUUUGGCUGGACAGCGGAACCCUCCUAUUCGUGGGGGCUCCCUGUCGUAGCCGCGGUGGUGUUCGGGUGCGGAUUCUGUAUCAUCUUUGGCCAAUGUAUCAAUUUCCUCGUCGAUACCUACGGGCCAUACGCGGCCUCAGCCACUGCCUCUAACACAUUUUUGCGAAGUGUACUGGCUGCUGCAUUCCCCCUUUUCGCUCAACAGAUGUUCCACAAUCUCGGUGUGGGACCAGCGAUGUCGAUCCUUGGGGGUAUCGCAGCGGUACUGAUUCCGGUUCCUUUUCUCUUCCGGAUUUACGGCGUGCGGUUGAGAAAGAUGUCGAGGUUUGCGCCUUUUAAAGGGUAA
Aspergillus bombycis is the source of this 1485-nucleotide messenger RNA. RefSeq names its product MFS transporter. The transcript is spliced from 2 exons. Gene Ontology annotation, molecular function: transmembrane transporter activity. Bases 1 to 1485 code for a protein of 494 amino acids. Gene Ontology annotation, biological process: transmembrane transport. The record is from RefSeq and is a predicted model, not a curated record. Lineage: Eukaryota; Fungi; Ascomycota; Eurotiomycetes; Eurotiales; Aspergillaceae.